This is a messenger RNA of Daucus carota subsp. sativus, 2186 nucleotides long. RefSeq names its product transmembrane 9 superfamily member 5. Bases 154 to 1926 code for a protein of 590 amino acids. The transcript is spliced from 7 exons. NCBI's taxonomy places the organism in Eukaryota, Viridiplantae, Streptophyta, Magnoliopsida, Apiales, Apiaceae. Gene Ontology annotation, cellular component: membrane. Gene Ontology annotation, biological process: protein localization to membrane. The record is from RefSeq and is a predicted model, not a curated record.
AACCAGAUGCUUCACUAAUCACUCGACUGACUGCCCAGGAGGAUGGUCCAAGAUUAGUAACCCACAAAUCUUUACUUUUGGGUCCAUCAGAGCCCGGGGAGAACGAAAUUAACUAGUCGAAAUCCAAUAUUGUUUCGAAUCUGGGUCAUAAUCAUGAUUCAAAGCACUCAAAUCAGUGCUUUCUUGAUCAUUUUCUUGACAACCCAUCUGGGUUUUUCACUCCAUCUUGCCACAGCUGCACACUACAAUGUGGGUGAUCAAGUCCCAAUCUUUGUUAACAAAAUUGGCCCUCUUCACAAUCCAAGUGAAACUUACCAAUACUAUGACUUGCCAUUCUGCCGGCCAGCUCGUGUGGUCCAGGAGAAGGAGUCUCUUGGGGAAAUAUUAAAUGCUGACCGUUUGGCCAAUGCUUUGUAUGAACUUAAAUUCCGGGAAUAUAAAUUCGGUCAUGUACUGUGUGAGAAGAAGCUUAGUGAAGAUGAUGUCAGAAAGUUUAGAAACGCUGUUAGUAAUGAUUUUUACUUCCACAUGUAUUAUGAUGAUCUUCCAUUGUGGGGAUUUAUUGGGAGAGUUGAAGAUAAUAGUUGGAACAAUGAUAAAAAUGGGCCCAAGUAUUAUCUAUUUAAACAUAUUCAGUUUGAUGCACUCUACAAUAAUGAUCAAGUGAUUGAAAUUCGAGCUUUUAGUGACCCAGCUCAUAUAGUUGAUAUAACAAACAGUGCUGAAACCACUGUUCAGUUCACAUAUUCUGUUUCCUGGAAUGAAACCUUCAUUCCCUUUAAGAACAGAAUGGACAAAUAUUCUAGGGCUUCACUACUCCCAGCACCGAAGCAAAUACAUUGGUUCUCGUUUAUUAAUUCAAUUGUCAUCAUUGUGCUUCUGAUGGGACUUUUGGUAAUGAUGUUUAUGCGACAUCUCAAGAAUGAUCUGAAAAGGUAUUCAGGUGGAGAUGAAGAAGAAGACAAGGAAGUUGGUUGGAAAUACAUACAUGGAGAUGUGUUCAGACCCCCUUCUGAAUUGCACCUGUUUUUUGCUAUACUGGGUUCUGGUACUCAGUUCCUGACAGUAUUGGUCUUCUUAUUCAUUAUGGCAUCUAUGGGCAUCCUUUAUCCUUACAACCUGGGAUCUCUCUCUACUUCUGUUGUGGUAAUAUACUCUCUAACAUGUACUGUUGCCGGAUACAGCACUGCUUCUUUCCACUGCCAAUUUUCUAAAAGCGGAUGGGAAAAAAGUGUUCUUGUAACUGGGAUUCUGUAUGUUGGGCCAUUGUUUAUUACAGUGUUUAUCCUAAAUAUAGUUGCCAUAUCAUAUGGGGCUACUGCUGCUCUUCCACUAGGUACCAUAGUCGUGAUCUUGCUUAUAUAUGCACUUGUUGCCAUGCCAUUGCUUGCCUUGGGGGGGAUCAUAGGAUGCCGACUUAGUUCAGAAUUCCAAGCACCUUCUGUUACAAAGAAAGUUGCAAGGGAGAUUCCAUCAUUAGCUUGGUACAUGAAAACACCUGGUCAAAUGUUUAUUGGGGGCCUUUUACCUUUCAGUGCGAUUGUCCUUGAACUGCACCACUUGUAUGCAAGCAUGUGGGGCUAUAAGAUCUUCACACUUUCAGGCAUUCUCUUCAUUACAUUUAUUAUCCUCGUUGUACUUACUGCAAUGCUGAGUGUUGGGAUGACAUACAUUCAGCUGAGUCUGGAAGACCAUGAAUGGUGGUGGAGAUCUAUACUGCGUGGAGGUUCAACUGCCAUCUUUAUGUUUGGAUAUAGCAUCUACUAUUAUGCAAAGUCCAAUAUGAUGGGUUCAAUGCAGCUACUCUUCUUCUUUGGUUAUAAUGCUUGCUUGUGCUACGCGUUCUUUCUGAUGCUGAGCACAAUAAGUUUUUAUGUUUCUUGGAUAUUUGUCCGCCACAUUUACCAUGCCAUCAAAAGCGAAUGAGAUCUCCUCAUUUUCAGGCUCAUGGAAGUUGACUACGAUGGGGGAUUUGUAAUCUACCUUUAGAGAGACGUCACUACAGAAGAGGGACAUUCGCUAACAUUGUAGAAACUUGUUACUAGAUUAAGAAUUUGUUGUAAAUCACAGAAGCAGUCUUGUAACAUUUGCACACUGAAUUUGUAGAGAAUGUUUAUGUUUCUCUUCUUUUCUGUACUUGCUUUAGGCCUAUACUGGUAAAUGGUAAUCUUUUUCUUUUUUUUUCA